AUGCCGACGAUGCGUCCUCGAUUUGAUCCGCUAGAUGAUAUUCCAAUGUGGACCUGCGUCCCCGAGUUUGGAGUACAGACAAUUUACUUAGAUUUUCCACCAGACCAUCCUCAAUAUCCUCAUCGCGAUGAGCCCCCUUCCCCAUCUCCUUCUUUGCCUUCUAUACUUUCUGAAUCUUCAUCCUUUGGGAUGAAUCUCGCCGAUGAAAACGGCUUCUCGACCGUAACGUCGUUAAAUCAACGUAUACGAGAUAUCCACUCCCUUGACCAUAAUCAGACGGAGGACCCAGGCCCCACUGGUGAUCAAAAGGUAGUCAGCAGCAGUUCACGCGACUCAAAUACAACCCUCCGAAAACUAAACGCGCGAGGCGGGGCAAAGCUUGGUCCAGCAUUCCAACGGUGUACUACUUGCGGGAAUAAAAUUAGAACGCCAGAACGACCAUCCCAAAAAACGAUCUCCCGAAAUCAAGGCUCGUCCAAAGUACGCACUAAACAGCAUCGAGAGAGUAACUGGAAAAAACAAGUUACAAAGCUCCCAACACGAAUACUGAAGACACGCAAAGGAUGUCCAGGAACCUCUCAUCGCCCAGCGGUGGCCGAUUAG
This is a messenger RNA of Orbilia oligospora ATCC 24927, 603 nucleotides long. RefSeq lists its product as uncharacterized. The record is from RefSeq and is a predicted model, not a curated record. The transcript has a single exon. NCBI's taxonomy places the organism in Eukaryota, Fungi, Ascomycota, Orbiliomycetes, Orbiliales, Orbiliaceae. The coding region runs from base 1 to 603 and encodes 200 amino acids.